This is a messenger RNA of Carassius carassius (crucian carp), 1530 nucleotides long. Its product is annotated as ubiquitin-conjugating enzyme E2 Q2-like. The record is from RefSeq and is a predicted model, not a curated record. NCBI's taxonomy places the organism in Eukaryota, Metazoa, Chordata, Actinopteri, Cypriniformes, Cyprinidae. Bases 300 to 1433 code for a protein of 377 amino acids. The transcript has 13 exons.
UGCGCCUCCAUCUUUAAACCCCAGAGAAAAACAGCUUCCGCUCAGCCGUACACGCACAUCCUGCGCUCACAUCCACAUUUAUGACACAAUAACCCGAGAUCUGCGCUUUGACUCGACAUAUCAGUGCAGCAGAGACCAGAGGAGCUCACGGGAGCCGCGUUCGCUAAACUAAGAGCUUUAUUUCUGCGUUGACAUCCAGAAAACAGAGGAACAGAUCGCAAGUGCGCACCUCUUAUUCUUCUUCUUUUGUCCAUCUCUCUCUCUCCGGUUUCUCUUCUCUCGGAGAUGAGUGGAGGAAGAUGUCGGUUUCGGGACUGAAGGCCGAGCUGAAGUUUCUGGAGUCUAUUUUUGAUCCGAACCACGAGCGCUUCAGGAUCCUCGACUGGAAACCGGACGAGCUGAGCUGCCAGUUUAACAUCGGAGACCAGCUGCUGAUCAUCCACUGCAACCUCACGGAGUCGUACCCGCUGACGCCGCCCAUCUGGUUCGUGGAGUCUGAUGACCCGAGUCUGACCGCAGUGCUGGAGCGGCUGGAGGAGGUCAGGAGGGGCAGCACACUGCUCCUGCAGCAGCUGAAGAGGCUGAUCUGUGAUCUGUGUCGCCUCUAUAAUCUUCCUCAGCACCCGGAUGUGGAGAUGCUGGACCAGCCUCUUCCUGCAGGACCACACAACCAGGACAGGAAGCAUGGGACGACAGACGAGGUGACUUCAGAGGAGGAGGAGGAAGAGGAGAUGGGAGAGCAGGACAUCGAUCUGGAGCACUACGAGAUGAAGGAGGAGCCGGUGGAUGGGAAGAAGUCUGAGGAUGAUGGGAUUGAGAAGGAGAACCUGGCCGUCCUGGAGAAGAUCCGCAGGAACCAGCGGCAGGACCACUUGAACGUAAGUGCUCACUCGGGCGCUGUGUCUGGAUCUGUUCAGGCGUCAGAUCGCCUCAUGAAGGAGCUCCGGGAGAUCUACCGCUCUCAGAGCUAUAAGAACGGCAUCUACUCCGUGGAGCUGGUGAACGACAGUCUGUAUGAGUGGCACGUCAAGAUCAGGACUGUGGAUCCAGACAGUCCUUUACACAGUGACCUGCAGGUGUUGAAGGAAAAGGAAGGGAUAGACUACAUCCUCCUCAGCUUCUCCUACAAAGAUAACUUCCCCUUCGAUCCUCCGUUUGCGCGUGUGGUUUCUCCGGUCCUCUCUGGAGGGUAUGUUCUCGGCGGAGGAGCUCUGUGUAUGGAGCUGCUCACUAAACAGGGAUGGAGCAGUGCCUAUUCCAUCGAGUCUGUCAUCAUGCAGAUCAACGCCACUUUAGUCAAAGGAAAAGCACGAGUGCAGUUUGGAGCCAAUAAGAAUCAGUACAGUCUGGCCAGAGCGCAGCAGUCGUAUAAAUCACUGGUGCAGAUCCAUGAAAAGAACGGCUGGUACACACCGCCCAAAGAGGACGGCUAGAGCACAGCGUCCACUCAUGGAGCGAUCAUCUUCAGAUGGACAUCUCUCUGUCACUGCUUCUCUCCCCUCAUCCCUGGUUUCAUCCUCACACUCCUCU